CGAGAAGAUCCUGCACUAGAUCGAAUGUUCAACCGACUCGCGGCGUGGCUCGUGCCGUCUGCAGGGCCUGACGAUGAGCAUGCGAAGAAGCGAUACGACAUACUGGCCCAACUGAAGAAAGCUGUCAUGGAGGUGUGCAACUGGUAUGAAGAGAAAAACAAGCUCGAGUUCCAAGGCAAGCGGCCACUUGAAGAAGAGGACAUUGGCAUGCAUGACCUAUUGUGGUCUAUCCAAAGCUGUCUGCAACAUGGCCUCCGUGAAGGUGCCACCACUUCCCCGACGUCGACAUGGCUCCUUCUCCACUUUAUCAAGUCCACUUUGACCUCGUCCGAUCCGUCGGCAAGUAUUCCCAUGAUCGGCCAAGUUAUCGACGAAGCAGCGAAGGAAUCAUCGACUGAUGCGGGUCGAAUUCGCUGCUGGAUUCGUCAGGCGCUCAACCAGUCGCUCGUGGACGCCACCCUCGCUUUGGCACUGCUCCCAUCAAACGAACAGUUUCUUUGCGCCACGUACGAAGAUACAGCGCUCUUGCGGUGCCAAGAAGCCACAACCAUCAUGCUCCAGUUGCUCUCAUAUGUCAAAGAGCUCACGUUCAAGCUGCACGUGACGGACCGCGAAUUCUCUCGGCGUCGCACGAGCCUCCCGAAUCUGUCUAGCAUGUCGGGUCCUUCCGCGCUGACGGCCACGCCGGCGACUUCCACCGAGUCGCGCGUCGAUGUGUUGAUUGAGAAGGUUGAAGCGUUGGUAGACGACGUGGCGGCGCAAGCUGACGAGUUCAUGUCGAUGCGCGCCCGCGCCCUCUCGGACCGCAAGAAGGGCAUCAAGCCAUGGCAGCACGUGUUCAAUGUCGAGCUGUCAUUUCUCGUGAAGAACCCGUAUCACACACGCCAUGCUUUCAUCCAUCCGUACUUGGCAGUGCCAAACUUCCUCGUCGAGUGCUUGGACUACUUGAAGGUACACGCGGGCACGCCCCGCCUGUUUCGCACGACGGUGUCGCAGGUGUACGUGUCGCCUGUGAAGGACUACAUCGAGGCAAAUGGAAAGUUUCCGGCGCACGUGGACGCGCAUGUGGCGAGCGCCGUCGUGUUGGAGUUUUUGCGCCACAUCCCGGAGCCGUUGAUCACGUCCGACCGGUACGACGCCUUUAUUGCAUCCAGCCGGAUGGCGAACGAGGCGGACGGCGUUCGGAAUCUCACGUGCUUGGUUGCCGACUUGCCGGUCGAGUACAAAGUGACGAUGGAAGUGGUGUUUGGCGCGCUCGCAGAGAUUCUUGCGCACGCAGACGAGAACGGCCUGAAUGUGGUGGCGCUCUCGAUCGCCCUUGCGCCAGCCAUCGUGCGGAAGCGCGAAACGAGGGAAAAUAAGUCGCAAAUGCAGGCGCAGGAGGUCCGAAUGGCCGCCAUCGGAGCCCAUGUUGUGGAGCUCCUUCUCCUGCAUCACACGGUGGUGUUUCAACCAGUGCGCGACCAGAUUGUCAAGGCGAAAGAGGAAUUUCAAGCCAAACAAGCCUUUCUCGAGAUGUUUCCGGCGAUGCUCAAACAACCGGUCCGCACCGACGACGCCGACAUGAUGUCCAUCUGGACCACCCUCGCGGCGCACCAACGACAACUUGAGCAGGAAGCGCUGCAACUAGACCAACCCUCGAUGGGAUCGACCACCGACGGCUGCAAGUCGCACGUGGAUGCGUGCAACGACUGGCUCGUCGAGGACGCAGCAUUGUGGCAGCGCUUUGGCUUUCGCGAAGGGACGGCGUUGGCGAAUUUCAACGUUGGCGGGCAGUUGCUCCUGCAAUGCGUGGCUUUUUUCUUGCGUACGGAUCCAACGGGAUGCCAGCUUCUGGCAGAGCGCGUGAACGAGUACAACAUGGGCGAGGCGUUCGCGGCGCUCGUGCUCGUGCUGCUCAACGUGUUGAAGCUCGCACCGACGCCGGACCAGCCGUCCCUCGACUUUACGUUGCUCUCGAUGGAGCCUUUCUGGGAGAUAUUUGCCGACCCGUCGUUCUUUCACAAGCUGUUUGCACUGUCCGUGCGGGUGUUCGACUACAACUGGACCAUGAGUCCGCGGCCCGAGUUUGGUCGAAUCCUGGAGGAAACCGAGGCUCAAAUGACGUGGCUCGUGCAGCGGUCGCCAUCGUCGGUGGAGGAUCUCGUCGACGACUGGAUGUUGUAUCGACAGCAAGCUGCAACGAAAGCGACUGCCGAGCAAACCGCCAAAGAGACGAUCACGAUGGAGACCAAGCUCCUGGGCAAGUCGGCCAUUCUAUCCGACGCGUUCGUCGCCGAGCUGGACCAAGUGCUUCCGAUCACUUGCCAGCUAUGCCAGUGGAAGCUCUUGUUCAGGUGAAUUGGAAUCGUCGUGGUUUUGUCUAAACACGGUGGUGAUGGGGCAGCAACGACGUGCAUGGCAGCUCGCUCCUGUCGCUCUUGACGCUGUGCAAAGGCCAGGUUUUGUGCGGUGGAUGGCCAUGUUGAUGGCGUCAAUGGUUGUAGAGCCCAACGCUGAUCUUGCUCAAGGAAGACCGCGGCAUUGUCUUUGGCGGAUUUGCAUCCGACGUGUGGCAGGUGUCGGGCAACUAUCACGGGAACGGCGAAAGUUUUAUCUUUCGAUUCACGCCGCUGGGAAAACUCGACCGGUUUGCGUGGAGCCGCAAAAACAACUAUUUUCAAUUGUGCACCGAGGACUCGCUCGUGAUGGGUGGCGGCAACGCGUUCGGUUUCUUCCUCGACGCCGACCUGGUCCAUGGCACAACCGGCAAGUGCGACACGUUCGCGUCCAACCCGCUCGUGCCAGGCGAAGCCUUUUCGUGCACGAAUGUCGAAGUGUGGGGGUUUACCAUGGAUAGCAGAUAACGACACAAUCUCCAACCAGUCUCGUGGAGGUCGGUGAUCGCCAUGGCAGUGGUGCGGCGACAUCUCCUACGAUGCGUCCCCAACGUGUGGAUCUCGCGCAAAG
Messenger RNA from Aphanomyces invadans, 2949 nucleotides. RefSeq lists its product as hypothetical. Gene Ontology annotation, biological process: small GTPase-mediated signal transduction. Lineage: Eukaryota; Oomycota; Saprolegniomycetes; Saprolegniales; Verrucalvaceae. Gene Ontology annotation, molecular function: GTPase activator activity. The record is from RefSeq and is a predicted model, not a curated record. The transcript is spliced from 11 exons. Gene Ontology annotation, cellular component: cytoplasm. Bases 25 to 2340 code for a protein of 771 amino acids.